AGGAAGUAAGACGCGAGAGAGCUGGGGCGUGGGCGCGCUGUACUGGAGGCGGGGAGCGGGCCGGGGGAGGGACGCUGCUUCCUUGUUUUUUUUUGCUGCUCCGCAUCCCCGCUCCGGACUCUAUAUCCGGAAAGAAGUGGACCUGCUGCAACCCUCCCGCCCCCCUUCGCAGCACCCUGAGCCCGGAACUGCUGCCCGCCCGCGGCUCCCGGCCGUGCCAGGAAGGGGCAGAGCGCUGCAAGAACUUACAGCUCUCCCGUCUGCCGUCGGCUGAUUUAAUCGCGUGCAAUGAGGAUCCGUCUGGCCAGAAGAUGGACUUGGCUUGGCAGAAGCUGCCUGUUGCUUGGCCUCUUGAUGGUUGCCUACUUCGUAGUGGAGCUGUCUGUUUCUACCUUCCAUGCCGCCUCCACCGGAGACAGCGUCACCAAUGGGAGAUGGGAGAGACACUUUUCUGACAGAGCAGAAAAAGCAGAGGAUUUGGCUCGUCCAGUUUAUGAAAAAUCCCCUCCUGAUUCUUCUGCGCCAGGAGAAUGGGGUAAGGCCACUCGUCCACAGUUGACUCCUGAGGAAAAGAAACUUGAAGAAGAGCUGAUUGAAAAAUAUGCAAUUAAUAUUUAUUUGAGUGACAAAAUAUCUCUACAUCGUCACAUACAGGACAAUCGAAUGUAUGAAUGUAAAGCCAAAUCUUACAACUAUAGAAAACUUCCAACUACAUCUGUUAUAAUUGCUUUCUAUAAUGAAGCUUGGUCAACCUUACUGCGGACAGUUCACAGCGUUCUUGAAACAUCUCCUGCAGUACUUCUAAAAGAAAUUAUACUAGUGGAUGACUUGAGCGAUAAAAUAUAUCUGAAGGGUGAACUUGAAAAGUACAUUAGUAACCUGAAAAGAGUUCGUUUGAUAAGAACCAGCAAACGAGAAGGACUGGUUCGUGCACGCUUAAUUGGAGCUACCUUUGCUACUGGUGAUGUCCUCACAUUCCUAGAUUGUCAUUGUGAGUGUAACUCUGGUUGGCUGGAACCACUUUUAGAGAGGAUUGCUGAGAACGAGACUGUGAUCAUUUGUCCUGUUAUAGAUACCAUUGAUUGGAAUACAUUUGAAUUCUACAUGCAGACGGGUGAGCCCAUGAUUGGGGGAUUUGACUGGCGAUUGACAUUUCAGUGGCAUUCUGUGCCUGAACAUGAACGUCAAAGAUGGAAAUCUAAAACUGACCCUAUUAGAUCCCCAACUAUGGCUGGUGGGCUAUUUGCAGUUAGUAAGAAGUAUUUUGAGUAUCUUGGUACAUAUGACACAGGGAUGGAUGUCUGGGGUGGGGAGAAUUUAGAACUAUCAUUCAGGGUGUGGCAAUGUGGUGGCACGUUGGAGAUCCAUCCUUGUUCCCAUGUAGGCCAUGUGUUUCCAAAGCGGGCUCCAUAUGCGAGGCCAAAUUUCCUUCAGAACACUGCACGUGCUGCUGAAGUGUGGAUGGAUGAGUAUAAAGAACAUUUUUACAAUAGAAAUCCUCCAGCAAGAAAAGAAAAUUACGGUGAUAUUUCUGAAAGAAAACUACUAAGAGAGCGUUUGAAAUGUAAGAGUUUUGACUGGUAUUUGAAAAAUAUUUUUUCCAACUUACAUGUACCAGAGGAUCGUCCGGGCUGGCAUGGAGCUAUCCACAGUAUGGGAAUAUCAUCAGAAUGUUUAGACUACAAUUCACCUGAACAUAAUCCUACUGGGACUCAUGUGUCUCUCUUUGGAUGUCAUGGUCAAGGAGGCAAUCAGUUCUUUGAAUAUACAUUGAGUAAAGAAAUUAGGUUUAAUUCUGUCACUGAACUAUGUGCUGAAGUCCCUGAACAAAAGGAUUUCAUUGGCAUGAGGAGCUGCCCAAAAGAGAGAUCCCCUAUCCCAGAAAAUAUCAUAUGGCAUUUUAAAGAGGAUGGGACUAUUUAUCAUCCUCAUUCAGGAAAGUGCCUUAGUGCUUAUCGUACUUCUGAGGGUCGGCCUGAUGUGCAAAUGAGGACUUGUAAUGCUGCAGAUAAAAAUCAAAUUUGGAAGUUUGAGAAAUAAAAAAGCCACUGAUGAUAGUUGUUAUCUGAAGAACUUCAGCGUAAAUUAGUGGCUGGCUGUGCUUUGAUACACGGAUGUCCUCUGAGAGCCUUCCCUAUAGUAGUUUAGAAACUGAAUCUCUUAUGCUGAAGUGUACAAAAGUGGGUUGGCAAAUACUGGGAAUUAAUAUUUAAAAGUGCCUUUUUGUACUGACUUAAGGUUUUUAUUUUUGUAGAGUUUUGAUUCAUUAUUGCUUGCAUUUCAGUUUAUAUUUUAGUUUUAGGAAGAGCAUGACCUGUUUUAGACCUGAAGAGUUCUUACAUCAAGUGAAAGAAAAUCUGUUACUUCCGUAUUAUGGUUAAGAAUUUAAAUCUACAGAAGUUAAGGUUCUCACAGCAGUGUUUACUUAGAUAUUCACAGAAUAAAUAAUACAGUAGUACGUGGCUGAGUUAACAUUGGUGUGGGAAGUCAAACCUUAAUCCUUAGUACGUUGUAUAAUCAUCCAGGAAUUUAUUGGGGAUCUGCCAACUCCUAAGGGUGUUGAAGAGGUCAUAUUAUUUUGAAAGGAAUGAAAGUUUCUAUUUUCUAACUACUUGGAAGACGGGAAACAUUAGGACUGGCCCUGCUUCAUUCCCUAAUUCAGUCUUGCCCUAGUUCCUGAAAGCAACUUGGUUCUUCAACACCCCCGCCCCGCACCCUAAUACUAGAGAUAGCGGAACUAGGAAGAUGGGCUAGCAGUAUGAGAAUGUUGGCCAGGUGGAGGUUGGGGGUGGGAAGGGGAUGGUUGGGGGUUGGAGACGAUAGAGUGUGUGUGGUGCAUUUAUCUUGAGUGUGAGAGAGAAAAGGAUGGAUCUCAUGUUGACAUCUGUCUCUCAUCUUUGAAUUCUCAGAACUAGUAUGCACAUCCUGAGUCCUCUAAGCAUUAGUGAGUACUCAAUUUCUGGACACUUGUUUAUAGUCUCAACACUACCGUUAUGUUUACAUAAUCUUUUGCAUUCUUUCUUGUUUUUUUUUUUAAAUAUAUGUAAUAUUUUAUAUAUCAGUAUGUUAGGAGGUGAAGGAAAGAGGUGCUUGUGUAGGUCUUUUCAUAAUGAUAUUAAGGCAGUGGUUCUCCACCUAUUUACUGUUGCGGGCUGCAUAUGCAGCCCGCAUGUGUUAUGUGGGCCACAUUCACUCCAUAUGUAUACGGCCUAUGUGGCCCUGAGGACGUCACAUGGGUUGCAGCUGUGUGCUGAUUGGACCGCAAGCGACCUGCAGGUUGAGAACCAUUGCAUUAAGGUGUUUGUUUAAAUAUGUGAUCAUAGCUAGGAUGUUCAAAUAAAGUUUCUUCGGUGUGUGAUCAUUGGAUUGCAUAUUCUAGAAAAAGUACAAUGCCAGUACCAAGUGUGUUGGGGCCUCUACAUGAUUCUUCAAGGCAUUGGCUUAAGCUUUCGCAAAUCCAGGUGGUUUUAU
Mauremys reevesii (Reeves's turtle) is the source of this 3471-nucleotide messenger RNA. It is a transcript of the gene GALNT4, whose product is annotated as polypeptide N-acetylgalactosaminyltransferase 4. Gene Ontology annotation, cellular component: Golgi apparatus. Bases 289 to 2040 code for a protein of 583 amino acids. The transcript has a single exon. The record is from RefSeq and is a predicted model, not a curated record. NCBI's taxonomy places the organism in Eukaryota, Metazoa, Chordata, Testudines, Geoemydidae.